GAUUUGCCAAGUUUAUUUCCAAAACCCAAUCCCAAAAAUUUCCCCGUCUCUCUCUCUCUCUCUCUCUCUCAGAGGAAUCGCCCAAGCCCCCGAGAUCUGCCGUCGCCAUCAUCUGAAGAGGGAAACAAGCUUUUUGCAGGCAUAAGGAAAUAGGAAAUUCUGAUGGCUAUGGUUGAUGAACCCCUUUAUCCAAUUGCAAUUCUCAUAGAUGAGUUGAAAAAUGAUGACAUACAAUUGCGAUUAAACUCCAUAAAGAGGCUUCCUACUAUUUCACGGGCACUUGGCGAAGAAAGAACAAGAAAAGAGUUAAUACCUUUUCUUAGCGAGAACAAUGACGAUGAUGAUGAGGUUCUGCUUGCAAUGGCAGAGCAGUUGGGUGUAUUUAUCCCAUAUGUCGGAGGCGUGGAACAUGCUCAUGUUUUGCUUCAGCCCUUGGAAACACUAUGCUCGGUAGAGGAAACUUGUGUUAGGGACAAGGCUGUUGAAUCAUUGUGUCAAAUUGGAGGACAGAUGAAAGCGAGUCAUAUUGUGGACUGCUUCAUCCCUUUAUUAAAGAGACUAGCAGCUGGUGAGUGGUUUACAGCUCGAGUUUCUUCAUGCGGACUGUUCCAUAUUGCCUAUCCAAGUGCGCUGGAUCCUUUGAAAGCAGAACUAAGGUCUAUAUAUGGUCAGUUGUGUCAAGAUGACAUGCCUAUGGUGAGAAGGUCUGCGGCAACUAACCUGGGAAAGUUUGCAGCUAAAAUUGAACAAAGUUAUUUGAAGACAGACAUCAUGUCUUUGUUUGAGGAUCUAACUCGUGAUGAUCAAGAUUCUGUACGUCUGUUGGCUGUUGAGGGUUGUGCAGCGCUAGGGAAGUUGUUGGAACCCCAGGACUGCAUUGCACAUAUACUUCCAGUUAUUGUUAAUUUCUCACAGGAUAAAUCCUGGCGUGUUCGUUAUAUGGUUGCAAAUCAGUUGUAUGAGCUUUGUGAAGCUGUUGGGUCAGAGCCUACCAGGGCGGACUUGGUGCCAGCAUAUGUUCGGCUACUUCGUGAUAACGAGGCUGAAGUACGCAUUGCUGCUGCCGGGAAGGUGACAAAGUUUUGCCAGAUCUUGGACCCACAACUUGCAAUUCAGCAAAUCCUUCCUUGUGUAAAGGAACUGUCAUCAGACUCAUCACAGCACGUUCGAUCAGCUCUGGCCUCGGUAAUCAUGGGUAUGGCUCCCGUCCUGGGAAAGGAUGCAACUCUUGAGCUACUCCUUCCCACGUUUUUGUCUCUGCUAAAGGAUGAAUUUCCUGAUGUUCGGUUAAAUAUUAUCAGCAAAUUAGAUCAAGUUAAUCAGGUGAUAGGAAUCGAUCUGCUGUCUCAAUCAUUGCUACCAGCAAUUGUGGAGCUUGCAGAAGAUAGGCAUUGGCGUGUCCGGCUUGCCAUAAUUGAAUACAUUCCUUUGUUGGCCAACCAGUUAGGUGUUGGGUUUUUCGAUGAUAAACUUGGUGCCCUUUGCAUUCAGUGGCUAGAAGAUAAGGUUUAUUCAAUUCGAGAUGCAGCUGCCACUAAUUUAAAGCGUCUUGCAGAAGAAUGUGGUGUGGAAUGGGCCCUGCAGCAUAUAAUUCCACAGGUGGUGGACAAGAUCAACAGUCCACAUUAUCUAUAUCGCAUGACCAUUCUUCAUGCAAUUUCCCUGCUAGCCCCAGUCAUGGGUGCAGAAAUCACUUGCGAAAAACUGUUACCUGUGAUUGUUGCUGCCUCCAAAGACAGGGUGCCAAACAUAAAAUUUAAUGUGGCAAAGGUGUUGCAGUCUCUUGUGCCUGUAGUUGACCAUUCUAGAGUGCAGGUGGUGGAGAAGACAAUUCGGCCAUGUCUAACUGAGUUGAAUGAGGACCCAGAUGUUGAUGUCAGGUAUUUUGCCGGAACGGCACUAGAGGCAUGCGAUCAGGUCAUGGUUUCUUGAGCCCUGUAGUAUUUUGUCAAGUUGCAUUGUUGACAAGGAGUUCUGCAUCCUCAACUCUUUACUGAGUUCAGUGAUGAACAGAAGAAGUUAGUUUGUUCCUUUUGUUAUGUUUGGCAAUGGUUGGUAAUUUAUUUCCUGAUAACUGAACACUAUUUUUGGAAUUUAAAGAGUUUUUUUUACACA
Messenger RNA from Asparagus officinalis (garden asparagus), 2115 nucleotides. Its product is annotated as serine/threonine-protein phosphatase 2A 65 kDa regulatory subunit A beta isoform-like. Gene Ontology annotation, cellular component: cytoplasm; protein phosphatase type 2A complex. Bases 163 to 1932 code for a protein of 589 amino acids. The transcript is spliced from 13 exons. Gene Ontology annotation, biological process: protein dephosphorylation. The record is from RefSeq and is a predicted model, not a curated record. Gene Ontology annotation, molecular function: protein phosphatase regulator activity; protein binding. NCBI's taxonomy places the organism in Eukaryota, Viridiplantae, Streptophyta, Magnoliopsida, Asparagales, Asparagaceae.